Molecule: messenger RNA, 1146 nt
Organism: Brassicogethes aeneus
Lineage: Eukaryota; Metazoa; Arthropoda; Insecta; Coleoptera; Nitidulidae
Source: the annotation of a GenBank genome assembly
AUGCGAAAAAAUACAAGUUGGCUUGAAACCUGCAUUCAUAUUAAUUUAGAGGAUGAACAAACUGUGAGUCUAGAAAAACAAUCCUGUGGACGUCCAUCCAAGGACUUUUUGGACAGCAGUGAAAGAGUAAAAAGGCGAAAGACCGAAGAACUUAGGACUCAAUAUAGUUCUUCUGAGCUAGGGUUUGCUGCACAAAUGCAGUUACGGGCAGAAGGAAAACUUGAUGCAGCGAAUAUUGUAAAGGAUGCCAUCUUUUUAGAUCCAUCAUGUGCCUCUAGAUACAGAAACGCAUAUUCCCAAAGUUUAAAUUCUGUUAUACCAUAUUCAACCGAUCAAGCUUUAUCGUUAUUUGUUGAAGCGAAGUUAACUAAGUAUCAGUAUAAUCUUUUAAGAAAUUCAUCAAAAGAAAAUAAUUGCAAAUUAUACCCAAACUACGAAUCUGUAACUGCUGCUAAAAAGAAAUGUUAUCCAAAAAAUAUUUCAAUAAGUGAGGUAAAGGCAGAAUUUCCCCUUCAAGACCUUUUGGAUCAUACUAUUUCUAGAAUCUUUGAAGUUCAAGAAGAUGUGUUUAAUACUUAUUCUGAAAAUGUUCAGUCAAAUUCUAAUUUAACUCUAAUUUCAAAGUGGGGCUGUGAUGGCAGUUCUGGUAUGUCAGAAUAUAAACAAAAGUUCGAAGAUGAUGGGAAUUCUGAUGCCAGUAUAUUUUUGGCAUCAUUGGUGCCCAUACAAUUAGUUUCAGAAAAAGAUGUAAUUCUGUGGCAAAACCCGCGCCCUUCAUCUCCAAGAUUUUGCCGUCCAAUAUAUAUGGAAUAUGUUCACGAAACAACUGAAAUUAUUAAACGAGUUUCAGGAAAAAUUCAAGAACAAAAAUCAACUUUAGAACCAAGCAAAAUUCAAUUUAAUGGUCAGAACAUCAGUAUUAAGCACAGUUUAGUAUUUACUAUGAUUGACGGAAAGGUGGUCAAUGCUAUAUCGGAAAACAACUGUACACAAAAAUGCUACCUCUGCGGCUGUACGUCUAAAGAUUUUAAUAAAAUCGACUUAAUUUUGAAGAAAGAAGUCGAUAAAUCAAAAUUAGAGUUCGGCAUUUCUUCUCUUCAUGCCUGGAUUCGUUUUCUUGAGUGUGUUUUACACUUGUCUUAUUAA